This is a messenger RNA of Seriola dumerili (greater amberjack), 931 nucleotides long. It is a transcript of the gene mrasa, whose product is annotated as muscle RAS oncogene homolog. Gene Ontology annotation, cellular component: plasma membrane. The record is from RefSeq and is a predicted model, not a curated record. The transcript has 6 exons. Gene Ontology annotation, molecular function: GTPase activity; GTP binding; GDP binding. Lineage: Eukaryota; Metazoa; Chordata; Actinopteri; Carangiformes; Carangidae. Bases 196 to 822 code for a protein of 208 amino acids. Gene Ontology annotation, biological process: signal transduction.
UGUGGGGAGCACACUCCCAUCUGCGGCGAAAGGGCGGCGGUGGUUUGAAGCCGAGAAAGAAAGAGAUGAGGAGGAAUAUGUCGGUGUGAGGACGUUUUCUUUGUGUCCACGACAGCGGAGCUCGUGUCGCCUGGCGUGUCUCAUCAGCCACCUACUAGCCUACUUCCCACCUUUACCACCACUGUGGAGGUAGCCAUGGCAACCAGCGCUGUGCCAAGUGACAACCUGCCAACGUACAAGCUGGUGGUGGUGGGGGAUGGUGGUGUUGGGAAGAGCGCCCUCACCAUCCAAUUCUUCCAGAAGAUCUUUGUGCCAGACUACGAUCCCACGAUAGAGGACUCGUAUCUGAAACACACAGAGAUAGACGGGCAGUGGGCAAUACUGGAUGUGCUGGACACAGCCGGCCAGGAGGAGUUCAGUGCGAUGAGAGAGCAGUACAUGAGGACAGGAGACGGCUUCCUCAUCGUCUUCUCUGUGACAGACAAGGCCAGCUUUGAACAUGUCGACCGAUUCCAUCAACUCAUACUACGGGUCAAAGACAGGGAGGCCUUUCCCAUGGUGUUGGUGGCAAACAAAGUGGAUCUGGUCCAUCUGAGAAAGGUCACCACUGACCAGGGCCAAGAGAUGGCUGCAAAACAUAGUAUAACUUAUAUCGAAACCAGUGCUAAGGAUCCUCCAAUGAAUGUCGACAAAGCUUUUCAUGAGCUGGUCCGUGUUAUAAGACAACAGGUCCCAGAGCGAAACCAGAAGAAGAAAAAGAAGAUGAAGUGGAGAGCAGAACGUUCCACAGGUUCCCACAGGUUCCAUUGUGCCAUAUUGUGACCUCCCUCGUUCCUCUUUAUCAUUCUUAACAUACACACACCCACACGCACAGCCACAUACCUUUGGAUGUCAGGGAACUCCCCAGCAGUGGUUAGCUACUGGAGCACAA